AUGGUUGGCAUGCCAGAGCCCGUACAGUCUCUCAAAUGGCGCGGUCGCGACGUGGUCUUCGUGGACCCGCUUGACAACACUGCCAAGUACUGGUGGCCGGCAAUGAUCGUUCCCACAGACGAAAUUGACGCAAGCAUGGGCUGCCUAUCCCUGAGUGCCGCCGAAUACCUGGUCAAGUACUUUGAAGACAACAAAUAUUCCACAGUUCGUGAGCAGGAGCUGCGGGUCUUCGAUACCGCCCAGGCGCCGUUCACCGAAUUUGCCUCGACGACGCCAGCGUUCCUGAAGGACCGAGCAAUCAAAAGCGCCCUGUCGUAUCUGAAGACCGGCCACGUGCAUAGCAAAUUCAAGUGGAAGCUCUGGCAAACAGGCACCGAAACCCUCCAGCUGCCAUUCGCUUUAUCGCCAGCCAAGACCCCGCCAUCAUCGCCGCACGCUGACUCCGACUCGGUCACGCUGGUAUCGACCGGCAGCUGCUCGAGCGAGCCGCAGCUCAUGCCCACCACGCCGCCAACCAAGGAGCCGUCGCCCUCAACCCCGGCCACUCCAGCCACGCCGGCCACGCCGGCCACGCCGGCCACGCCGGCCACACCGGAGCAGACCCCAAAGCCGGCGCGUACCGGCCGCCGCGGCCGCCCGCCGCUGUCUACCAAGCGCCAGAUGCGUCGCCCGAGCCCCGUACCCGUUGACCUGCCGGUACUGGCUGACGACACACAGUCCCGCGAGGUCAUGGAUGAAAUCAAGAAGGCCUUGGGUGAGCUGGAGAAAAUGCAGCGCGAAUUCCGUGCCUGCCGCGUGCUGGUGCGCAAUGCUGCAAGGGACAUCUGGGAGGGCAGUGGCAACGAGUGGCCGCCAAACUCGGGCGCUUCGACGCGCUUUGGUCAUAAGCGCAGGAAAGUGCAUUGA
Molecule: messenger RNA, 906 nt
Organism: Linderina pennispora
Lineage: Eukaryota; Fungi; Kickxellomycota; Kickxellomycetes; Kickxellales; Kickxellaceae
Exons: 3
Coding region: 1-906 (301 amino acids)
Source: RefSeq, a predicted model, not a curated record